Molecule: messenger RNA, 2790 nt
Organism: Periconia digitata
Lineage: Eukaryota; Fungi; Ascomycota; Dothideomycetes; Pleosporales; Periconiaceae
Source: the annotation of a GenBank genome assembly
UACAAGACCUAGUACAGACGAGGGUUUAUCUAUACUACCGGUAUAGCGUCGACCAUGAACAGAAUUCAUUGUACCAGAAUCCUUUUCUUGAGUUCAGGAACCUUGGUAGAAUAUUGCAAUUUGGUUGGCUCUACCUCCAGAUAGACCUCGUGACUACCUUGGUGGUUUUAGCUGAGUUUAGAACAGGCCAUCGGUCGCUCUUUCUACAUAUGCAGUUUGACGUACUAUUUAAUAGCCUUUCAACGUGCCUUCCUUAGGCUGUAAACAUUGAUUUAAAUACUAACAGGGCGUUGAUAGCCAAUUCUAUAGUGGGCUGAACCCCAUAAUAUAUAUAUGUAGCAUAUUAGUGAUCCCCUGCAUGACGGGUACUCUUACCGAACCCGGACAAUACAGUUCAUCGCGCCAAGUAGACGCCUAACUGAGGCCGCCCAUUGCUCAGCCUCACAUCCUCCGUUGAGUGCGAAGUAUUAAAACCGCCUUCGGACACUAGUCUCUUUCUGUACACUUCAUCGAACAUGUCUGAUCUAGAAGGCCUACCAGCAGACGUUAAAAGCCUGAUUGCCGCAGAGCUCCACGACAGCGAUUCGGUCAAGGCUUUACGGCAAGUUUCGAGGACAUGGCGCGCGGCGGCGGAGCCCGUUUUUUAUCGUGGUAUGCAGUGGGGUGUUGGAAGAAAUACAUCUUUAGUUCAUGAUGACUUGGAUCGAUUGUUGCCGGAUGAUGAUCUUACUAGCAAGGUCCUACGAUAUACUAGAUUCAUAAACUUCAAAGAACCAGAACAGUACCAAACUCGCAGUCGGUCUGUUAAACCAAUCCAGACACAAAUCUGGCCGCUUUCACCAGCCUAUGAUCUCAUUAAAUCCAGAACGCCCAUCUGGUACCGUGAUUGGGAUAAACGCCACCGCGGAAAUGUAGAACGAGGCCAGAUGAAAGGGGAACAAAUGCGUGCGCCAUUUAUAGCCUCUCUGGCUAGAUUUAAAUAUCUCACAGACGUUGUUCUCCAAUUUUCGGUGGGCAGCUCGACCGGUUUGAUAACCGCAAUUGAGAAACACCAUCCAAGAUGCCGCCUGCAUUUCCAGAGCCCCCAAUCCAUAAGAUUCUAUUCACAUACCAUAGGUUGGGAUGAACAUGCAAUAGUCAAGAGCAGCUGUCUGCAUAGUCUGGCUUUCACUCAUUCGUACUAUGCUGCUAGACCCAUAACGGAUCACGAAACGCUUGCUCCUUUGCGCAGUGGGCGACUCCCCCGAAAUUUGAAACACGUACGAAUAACGGGACAUAAUCCGUGGAAACAUAAUUUCAUGAAUGUAGCGCUACGAGGACAGCCUCGGGAAGAGUGGAGAGGAUUCAUUCCUGCCACAGACGACGAAGCACAGGCGGAAGAAGGCAAAGAUGAACGAAAGCCAAGACUAGAAAGUUUACGCAUCCUCGGAUACAAGCGCUCGAUUGAUAUUCCCAAGCUAGAGCUGUGGCAGGGGCUGGCAGACUUGUCGAACCUCAAGAGCUUGACUCUUACCACAAAAGACGAAGCGUUUCUUGCCCAUGUCGCGUCCAACAAUCCCUUCCCAAAACUCGAUGAGCUGAACAUUACCUUGGAACCAAUCGAGCAGGCAACAAGUGAUAGCUGGCAAUUAGCACUUGAGAACUUCUUUCAUAAUCUGCCUCCCUUGAGGUCGCUCGAUAUUUCCGGAGUAUUUCGAGAGCCGGAAUUGGACACUAUUGCCAAAGUACAUGGAGCGACGUUGCGAAGGCUGAAAUUCGAUCCACAAUGGAACCAAAACGACGACAGGGCGGAACCAUCUCCAAAGAUAACGGCGCAACUUCUGGAACGCUUGGCCUCUAAUUCGCCGAACCUAUCAGAAUUUACCCUGACAGUGAGGAGAACCAUGGGAGAUCAGGCAGAGGUCCUCUGUUACGAGGCUUUGGGUAUGCUGAAGAGAUUAAAGCACUUGACGCUGAACCUCGAUUGCAACAAUGGUGGAAGAUACACCCUGCUUCCAGAGAAGCACUGGAGUGAUUUUGACAAAGCGAUACAGCUACCCGAGGGGACUCCAAAACGCUACAAUGGUCACCUUAAAAUGGAAAUGGUGAAUUCAGCUUUGGAUGAGGAUCUGGUCAGGCAGAUCUGGGGUGUCAUCAAAGGGCACCACAGUCGUGACGGUCUUCAAACUCUCGUCAUCAAGACCUAUGGCGCAGGCGAAUCUUACUACCACUCUUCGACUGAUCUCAACGUGAUCAUCAACGAACUCUCGCGGAGUUACAAAGUUACUUCGAAGCCAGAUGGCACUGGUGGUCUACACAUUGUAGAGCUAUCAAAAACGCUCCGCGAACGGAAUCGAGCUCGGCAACAUAGGCAACCUCCAGAGGAAAAGUCUAAGCAGGAUAGUAGGAUAAGGCUUAAAGAAGGAAAAUUUCUAGUCUUCGAUAAUAUCUGGCCUUACAAUGAGGGUGAAGAUUUCCGAACAAAGUGGAAGAGUUGGCCACUGCAACGGGAACAAACAAUGAGGGAAAUGCUCACGCCACAUGAGCUCGAAGCUUAAUAACUGUCUAGCUAUCCCAGAAUAAUCUCCUGAAAAAAAAUGAGGGCGAUGAUGGGCUUGAUGACGACGUGUAGAUGCUGUAGAAUCCUAGAACAAAAUAGAUUAGCAAAUUGAAGGUUGUAGUUUGGGUGAUUCUGCACACAGCAACACAGGUAUAACAAUAGAGGCACCAAAAACAUAAUAGCGAAUAAUGCCUUGACACAAGCUUUGCAGUAAACAAAAACAGAUGAACCAAAUCGAGAAGUCGCCUAUU